GAUGGCGUCAAACUGGAAGUUGUUGACAGUCUCAUAUGGCAGGAAAAUUAUUCUUUUGGCGCUUCUGUUGAACAUUGACGUUUGUGUAGGCAUAGCCUCGACUUCUAUUGACUGCACGAAUGGUGGAAUUCCUGGACAAAAUAAAACAAUAGUCUGCACAAUAACUGAUACUAUAACUCAUGGAAUCCAGUGGAUGCGACCAAAUGGUGGAAUGCGAUAUGAGAUCGUACUGUGUAACACUGCUAACACUACUUGCUCAUCGUUUACAGCUGGCUACACUGGUCAUAUUGACUCACCUACACAACACACUCUUACGAUAGAAUCAUUUGACACCACAAAAGAUAUUGGACAAUGGAUUUGCCGUGAUGGACCAAACGGAAAUGGUCCGAUGUCAUGUAACAUGACUCUCUUUAUUCCAGUUCCCAAUCCAGAGAAUCAGGUUUCGGAAUCCACCAUUAGCAUAAUAGUAGUGGUUGCUGUUCUACUGGUCGUCGCUGUUGCAGUAUCUUGGUUCUAUUACAAGAGAAUGAAGCGGCAACCGAAAGCUGAGGAAGAGAAAACUAAAAACAAACAACAAGAGGCUCAAGAUCAAACGAGUCAACAUGACAAUCCUGCUUUGGAAAUGAUAGAUUAAUUAGUGUUAUGGAGUACAACAACCAUUUGAUCGAUAAAUUGACUACACGUUUUAUGAUCGAGUAUAGUUUUCCAUCACUAGUGAUUUUCUGAUUAAUGGAUCCAUCAACCAUUUGACGGAUAAAUUACAUGUUUGAUAAUCUAGUACAAUCUGUCAUAUUAGUAACUAGUGUUGUACUGAUUAAUGGAGCUCACCGACCACUGUCCACGUGAUCCAUUUGCGUAACUGAUCGAGUACACUUUUCAAGAUCAAGUACAGCACAGAAUAUUUCAAGUUCUCUGGUGGCCAAUGCACUAACAAAUAUGUUUAAUGUCUGUUUAAAUUACUCUUUAUUCUAACAUUGCAAUAAACAAUGUCUUUAAAACACAGCAGGGGUUGAAAUACUAUUAUAGAGAAUCAGGUGCCAACUGUUAACCAUGAUGAGUUAAGUUGGGGCCUAGUUAGGAACCACAGGUGAUUAACAUAAUAUUAUACAGAAUCAGGUGCCAACUGUUAACCAUGAUGAGUUAAGUCGGGGCCUAGUUAGGAACCACAGGUGAUUAACAUAAUAUUAUAGCGAAUCGGGUACCAACUGGUGACCAUGAUGAGUUAUGUUGAGGCCUAGUUAGGAACCAUACGUGAUUACGACUACUAUGGGGUCUAAUAAAAAACCUGUAUAUUAUUUCAACACCUGCACAGAUCACACAUUUUCUAUAAUUCUUAUAUUAUUUAUAUGAACAGAUAAAUAGUUGCGCGCACGUGUUUGUGUGUGCGUCUGUGUGUGUGAGAGAUAGUGUGUGUGUGUGGUGUGUGUGUGUGUGUGUGUGUGUGUGUGUCCCAAUCGAUUAAUUGUCAACUAUAAUCGUCCAUGGGUGGUUCACGUAUAUGCUAUUCAGAGAUUAAAAAAAAAUAUAUAUAUACUAUAAUAUACAAGUUAAACGUUUAGCUUUGUUAUCUUAGAGUUCAUGUUACUGAUGAUACCACUGUUUUUCGUUUCUAAUCGGACACCACUACCCUGAACACCGGGAUAGGAUCUGAGAUGUCGGGUUUCUUCUUGUAGUUUUUGUACUAAUCGAUAACAUGUUAGUUUAAUUAGACGAUCUUACAUAAGAGAUCGCUCUAGCUCUGACCCAACUUAUAAGCAAGCCUAGAGGACACUCGAAUUAAUCAGAUAUAUGGAUGGGGUUUUGUUUUGUUAGGGUUUUUUGUUAAUUAAAUUCUUGUUCAUUGGCAGAAUAAAUUUUGUAUCUGGUUAUGACCUUAGAGAUGUUUCAUCACCAAUAUUUGUUUGUUGUUGGUGGGUUGAUGGGUUUUUGGGGAGGACGGUAGGUUUAGGUUGUUGGGUUUUUUGUUUGUUUGUUUGUUGUUGUUGGUUUUUUUUUUUGGGGGGGAGGGUUGAGUUUUUUUUAGGAGUUUCUCUCAUUGCGACUAUAAGAGGAAAAAGUGGUAACUCAAUAGUUCAAUAAUAUUUUCUUUGACAGAAACAAGAGUUUGAAGCUAAAAAUUCGGCAUCAAUUCAGUGAACUUGUUAAUUUAAUAUUGCAGGCCUGUAACCAGCAUGCUUUGUAAGGGGGGUCGACUUUGAAUCAGGAGGAACUCAUGCGGAGGGCGUAAUCAACGGAUGGAAUGGGGGUCAUCCCUCAGAAAUAAAUUAGAAUAUUGAUCCUUCUUAAGCGCUAUUCUAGCGUGUUUUCAGCUGCUUUCGAUGGAUUUUUAAAAUCGUGCUUUAUUAUUUUGUUUGAUCCAGCCCGUGGAAUAGACUGCAGACAGCAUAACCUUUAAAAAAGUGUGUCUUGUUUAACAACACCACUAGAGAACAUUGAUUUACUAAAUCAUCGGCUAUUGGGUGUACCUAAUCAUUUAGUAAUCGUUUAGUAACGUAAUUGAGCUAGUACUAUAUUGUCCAACUAAAGUGGACACACACACACACCACAUAUCAGGUUACGGGCCAGUAUUGUGUCAUGAAAUAAAACAGAAAUAUGCAGAUCAGUACACAAUACUACAAAGUGAAUUUUAAAUAAUGGCUUUAAAAUCAAACGACACACUCGAAUUCAUGGUACCUGACAUUAUAUAUGUACCGGUAUAAUUUUAUAAAAUUUAAUACUCUCUCUCUCUCUCUCUCUCUCUCACACACACACACACACACACACAAACACUACGCCACUUGUAUCUGGCGCACCUGCAUGAACAUGAAUUUUAGCAGAGGGAAACUUAACCUUAAUACUAAACCAGGGCCGUAGCUAGCGGGGGGGGGGGGGAGGGAGCAGAAAAACAUUAGGAAAGCAUUAUAGAAACUUAAAGAUAAUUCUCUUUUUAACCGUGUAAGGAGGUUUAGACUAUUAAAUAUUCAGUUGCACACACCCCGACAAAAGAUCCUAGCUACGGCCCUACAAACGUGUUCGUCCUUGGAAAGCUUCGGGCUGGGUAUAUGGUAGUUAUCCAAGGUAAACUUCUGCGGUCCGGUUUUUUUUUUAACAUUUUGACAUUUAUUGGACCUCCGAUCAGCAUUAAAGGCAUACUGUCACGGAUUUAAGGACCUGAUUUCU
Molecule: messenger RNA, 3159 nt
Organism: Gigantopelta aegis
Lineage: Eukaryota; Metazoa; Mollusca; Gastropoda; Neomphalida; Peltospiridae
Exons: 4
Coding region: 2-634 (210 amino acids)
Source: RefSeq, a predicted model, not a curated record